Capronia coronata CBS 617.96 is the source of this 888-nucleotide messenger RNA. RefSeq names its product inorganic pyrophosphatase. The transcript is spliced from 5 exons. Lineage: Eukaryota; Fungi; Ascomycota; Eurotiomycetes; Chaetothyriales; Herpotrichiellaceae. Gene Ontology annotation, biological process: phosphate-containing compound metabolic process. The record is from RefSeq and is a predicted model, not a curated record. Gene Ontology annotation, molecular function: inorganic diphosphate phosphatase activity; magnesium ion binding. Gene Ontology annotation, cellular component: cytoplasm; nucleus. Bases 1 to 888 code for a protein of 295 amino acids.
AUGUCCUACAGCAAGCAGCCCUCCGAGUACCAGACUCGGAAGAUUGGUGCUCUCCACACAAACGAAUACAGAUGCUACAUCGAAAAGGAUGGCGUUCCUGUCUCGCCGUUCCAUGACAUCCCGCUCUAUGCCAACGAGCAGCAGACGGUUCUGAACAUGGUCGUUGAGAUUCCCAGGUGGACAAAUGCAAAGCUUGAGAUCUCCAAAGAGGAAUUCCUGAACCCCAUCAAACAAGAUGUCAAGAAAGGCAAACUUCGAUUUGUGCGCAACUGCUUUCCUCACAAAGGCUAUCUAUGGAACUAUGGAGCCUUCCCAAGAACCUGGGAGGACCCAAAUGUUGUCCAUCCUGAGACCAAGGCAAAGGGCGACAAUGACCCGCUGGAUGUCUGUGAGAUCGGUGAACUUGUUGGCUACACUGGACAAGUCAAGCAAGUGAAAGUCCUUGGUGUUAUGGCAUUGCUAGAUGAGGAAGAGACAGAUUGGAAGAUCAUUGUCAUUGAUAUCCACGAUCCUCUUGCUCCCAAGUUGAACGACAUUGAAGAUGUUGAGCGUCAUCUGCCUGGCCUUCUCCGCGCUACCAACGAGUGGUUCCGUAUCUACAAGAUCCCAGACGGAAAGCCCGAGAACCAAUUUGCAUUCAGUGGCGAGUGCAAGAACAAGAAGUAUGCCGAGGAGAUCAUCCGCGAAUGCAGUGAUGCUUGGGAACGUUUGAUCACUGGCAAGCAGCAACGUGGUGACAUCAGCCUCGCAAAUGUCACAAACACCAGCUCCCCAGACCGCGUCGACCAGUCUCAGCUCUCAAAGAUUCCUCCUGGCCAGAACCUCCCUCCUGCGCCGAUCGAUGGAAGUGUUGACAAGUGGUUCUUCAUCUCUGGUGCGGCCGUCUAA